Mesocricetus auratus (golden hamster) is the source of this 4582-nucleotide messenger RNA. It is a transcript of the gene Ero1a, whose product is annotated as endoplasmic reticulum oxidoreductase 1 alpha. Gene Ontology annotation, cellular component: endoplasmic reticulum; endoplasmic reticulum membrane. Gene Ontology annotation, biological process: protein folding in endoplasmic reticulum. Bases 59 to 1462 code for a protein of 467 amino acids. The transcript has 16 exons. NCBI's taxonomy places the organism in Eukaryota, Metazoa, Chordata, Mammalia, Rodentia, Cricetidae. The record is from RefSeq and is a predicted model, not a curated record. Gene Ontology annotation, molecular function: thiol oxidase activity; FAD binding; protein-disulfide reductase activity.
CCCGGGAGCCGGGGACGUCUGCGCGGGCCGAGGGCGGUGGUGGUGGCGGCGGGAGGCGAUGGGCCGCGGCUGGGGCUUGUUCGUCGGCCUCUUGGGUGUCGUGUGGCUGCUGUGCCCUGCGCACGGCGAGGAGCGGCAGCCGGAGACGGCCGCGCAGCGCUGCUUCUGUCAGGUUAGUGGUUACCUGGAUGAUUGUACCUGUGAUGUUGAGACCAUCGAUAAAUUUAAUAACUACAGACUUUUCCCAAGACUACAAAAACUUCUUGAAAGUGACUACUUUAGAUAUUACAAGGUAAACUUGAAGAAGCCAUGUCCUUUCUGGAAUGACAUCAACCAGUGUGGAAGAAGAGACUGUGCUGUCAAACCCUGCCAUUCUGAUGAAGUUCCUGAUGGAAUUAAGUCUGCAAGCUACAAGUAUUCUGAAGAAGCUAACCACAUUGAAGAAUGUGAACAAGCUGAACGGCUUGGAGCGGUGGAUGCAUCUCUAAGUGAGGAAACCCAGAAGGCUGUUCUUCAGUGGACCAAGCAUGACGAUUCUUCAGACAGCUUCUGUGAAGUUGAUGACAUACAGUCCCCCGAUGCUGAGUAUGUGGAUUUACUCCUUAACCCUGAGCGCUACACAGGCUACAAGGGACCAGAUGCUUGGAGGAUAUGGAGUGUCAUCUAUGAAGAAAACUGUUUUAAGCCACAGACAAUUCAAAGGCCUUUAAAUCCUUUGGCUUCUGGUCAAGGAAAAAGUAAAGAGAAUACUUUUUACAGCUGGCUAGAAGGCCUCUGUGUAGAGAAGAGAGCAUUCUACAGGCUUAUAUCUGGUCUACAUGCAAGCAUUAAUGUCCAUUUGAGUGCACGGUAUCUUUUACAAGACACUUGGCUGGAAAAGAAGUGGGGUCACAACAUCACAGAGUUCCAGCAGCGCUUUGACGGGAUUUUGACCGAAGGAGAAGGUCCGAGGAGGCUGAAGAACCUGUAUUUCCUCUACUUGAUAGAGCUAAGGGCUCUGUCUAAAGUGCUUCCAUUUUUUGAGCGCCCAGAUUUUCAGCUUUUCACUGGAAAUAAAGCUCAGGAUGCAGAAAACAAAGUGUUACUUCUGGAGAUCCUUCAUGAAAUCAAGUCAUUUCCAUUGCAUUUUGAUGAGAAUUCCUUUUUUGCUGGGGAUAAAAAUGAAGCACAUAAACUAAAGGAGGACUUCCGGCUGCAUUUCAGAAAUAUCUCGAGAAUCAUGGACUGUGUUGGCUGUUUUAAGUGCCGCCUGUGGGGGAAGCUGCAGACUCAGGGUUUGGGCACUGCUCUGAAGAUCUUGUUUUCUGAGAAACUGAUAGCAAAUAUGCCAGAAAGUGGACCAAGUUAUGAAUUCCAGCUAACCCGACAGGAAAUAGUAUCACUGUUUAAUGCAUUUGGAAGGAUUUCUACAAGUGUGAGAGAACUGGAGAACUUCAGGCACUUGUUACAGGAUGUUCACUGAGGAGGACAGGUGGAAAUGUCCCUGUUUCUGGACAGGGGAGGCCAAACAGUGGAACCUCUCAUUACAGCAUGACCGCAAAGGCCAAACGUUUCUAUAAAGCUGCUUUUGUAAAAGGAGAAAUACAUUGUUUUAAGUAAAUGACGUUUUCAAAAAUUGUGUUCAUGUUUAGUAUUAUUGUGAAUAAAUGUAUUUUGAUAAUGUACAAAUUUUAAUACUAUACAAAGGUAAAACCACCAAACUCCCAUAUGAUAAAGCUAGGUGAAUUAUGUCUUAAGCCUCUCAAAUUAGAGUUGUAUUUAAGAAAUGGGAUAAAAAUAAAUCUAAGGUAACUGUGGCCAGUGUUUGAUAGUAAAACUCUAAGAGGCUCACCAAUAAACCCAAGGUCAACAGCCUAAAAAACACCAAUGCAUUUUCAUUUGCCUUGUUUGCAAAGAAAAUACAGAACUCCUAGUUAGAUUUGAAUUUUAGAUAAGCAACUAGUUUUCUUUUAAGUGUAGGUAUGUUGUAUGCAGUAUUAGAGCUCUAUUUAUAUUAAAAGUAAUUAAUUUGUUUUAAGUUCAGGUUUAACUGGGAGGCCUGUGUUUUCCUGGCUACCUUAAGAUACACUGGUGUGCAACAUUCCUUUCAGAGUUAUAUAGCUAUUUUGAUUGUGCUGUUUUGGUAUGUAGGGAAGUAGAACAACUCAAAGGCACAGAAGAUUUCUAAACAUUGUAGAAAGAUGAAUAGAUUAUAUAUUUAUUCUCAUAUUGCUUCCCCUAAAAGUAAAAUUUUGGGGGAAAUUUUAUUUUUAUAUACUUUCAGAUUUACAGAAAAGUUUCAAAAACAGUAUAAAAAAAUCUGUUUUACUCAAAUUCACUGAUUGUUCACCUGUGUUGUAACGUCUUACCCUUUCCCACACUGGGGAUUGAGCCCAGGACCUCAGGCAUGGUAGGCUAGCCCUCCAGCCCUGACCUGUAUCCUCAGGCUUUGCUUUAUCUUCUAUGAGAUGUAGAUACCCUGUUUUUAUUUAUUGUUUGAGAACUAGUCAUGGGCAUCGUGCUUUAACCCAAAAUACUUCAAUGUGAUGCUUGGGAAUUUCCUAAAAAUGAUUUUUUAAGGGAAAAACAAAACCUUACAAAUCUGAGCUAAACUACUAUAAGCCUUAAAAUAAGGAAACAUCUCACGUCCUAGUCACCUAAAGUUUGAAUUUUGUUCCCUUUUUACUUGUGUAAUCAUUGGGUAUACAAUUCAUGUUUUUUAUACAUCAAACUGAUUUCUUUUGCCUCCAUAAAAUGGGAGUAUAACUUAGAUGAGUUUUCAUUAGUUAAAGUUUUUCACUGAGAACAAUAUUUUAAGGGGCUUAAGAAUUUACAUCACAUGGCAAUUAUAAAUUCUAUGUACCUCAAAAUUAUGCCCCCUUUAUAUCAUAUAUAUAGUGUCUGCGCAGUUAGGACAGGUUGAGAUGUCACAUAAGAAAAGCAAGAUUUAUAUAUGUAAUGGUUAGAAAUGUCACUUUACACUGCUGUGUAUCUUCUCUGUCCCUAAGACUUGGUCCAGUGCCAAGCUUAUAGUUGUUGUCUAGUAUUCAUUGAUUGAAUAUGUAAGUAUGUAUUUAGCAUACUCUAAGUGAAUGAUCAUAUAACUGUUUAACAAUGUGUCCGACUUUCUCAUUUUUUUCCCUUUUGAAUAGGGUAGCAAAUGAAAGACGUCAUUAAUUAAGUCUGUUUUCUUAGGGACUCAUAGUACUAUGUGAUUACCAUAUACAAAGGUAUUUCAGCAGCUACUGUUUGAAAAACCUCACUGCUUUCACAGGCUGCUUCCCACUUGAUUGAUGCUUUGUCCUCUGUCCCUCCAAAUGAGGCCUAACAGCUUAAUUUUAAGUCUACAGACUGCAAGGAUUCAGGCAUUACGCUGGCCUGCCCCUGUCACCUGGCAGAAUGCACCCAGGCAGUGCUCUGGUCAGCCCAGUGCCCUUUAAAAGAAAGACCUCCGGCUACUUAAGCUUUCUUUCCACCCUGUUCCUGCUGUUCCCUGGGGCAGACAGGACUUUUCCAAUCUCCCUCUUCUCUUCUGUCCUCUGUCUCUUUACACCCCCCCCCCCAAACUUCUCACUUAAAUUGUCUGCCUGGCAUGCUUGUCCCUCUGUCUGGGUCACCCUUGCCUGCCAUGGAAUCCGCCAAGGUCCCCCUGGCGCUUUGUUCUCACACAGUUAACAAGCCAUUUCUUAAUUUGAACUUUUUCCUGUACUUGACACUCUUGACAAUCCCUCCUUGAAGCCCCUAUGCCUGUGUGUCCUUGCCUUUCCUCUGGUCUCAGUUUACCUAAAUGUCAAUCCUCAGACUUCCUGUACUCAGUCACUGCUUCUUCACUCGUGGGUCAUUUCCAUCCAGUGAUGCCCAACAGAUGUUAGCUCAGACUUCAGUCCGUUUUCCUGCCGGACAUGCUUCUCUGUACCGAGUCUCCUUACUUGGUUAAUUUCAGAACCAUUGCUCCGUUUUACGGUUCAUUCCUCUUCCUCUUCCUGUUGGCGUCUGAGUCCUGCGGAUUUUACUGCCACCUUUCUCUUCUACAUUCUCUUUCAUUUGUGUUACUGUUACCUAAAGGACUGCCUAAGUCUAUUUCCUCAUCUCUGUUGGUCCAUACCACCUGAUUUGGUUUUCUAGAAGCAUUCAAGUGCUUGGUGUCCAACGUCCUCCUCUUGUCUUUGCCACUAUGUUCUGAUAAGAGUGUUAAAAGUUUUUCUUUUGUCCAGAGCUAGAUCUCCCUCCAAACCUGGCAUUGAGAAAACCAUCUGGGAAAUUCCAUGCAUUCCUGAAAUUGUCUUUGAAAUUACACCUGUCCCCUUCCUAUGGUCACCACUGUAAUUGCAACCUACCUCUACUGAAAUCACUUAUUGUACUGUAUGUUUUAUUUUUUUAAGUGUCUUUUACUAGAGUGUGAGCUCCUUAGGGGCAGGAAAAGAAACUGUUAAUUUUGGCAUCUCUAUAGCAUAAUGUUUGGCAUAAGAGCACUUAAUAAAUGUUUGUGAAUUAAUUGCUUCAUAGUGACAACUGUACCUCACUGUAAGUGCCCUAACGGCCUUUGCUUACAGCAAGGAUCAGUAGACUUCAGGGUGGACAAUAAAAAUGAAAAUAACUUAAA